AUGAAAUUAUUGUGUGUUAAUCUGUCGUCUACAAUCACAGGUGAUGAGUUCGUGUACCGCGACCCGUGGGGCGGUAUCAGCCUCAUGUUUGCUGCGAAUCAGACGUCCAAAACCUUGAUGCCAAACACAACAUGUAGGGUCCUAGAGCCAACAUCGUUCUCUUUGUCCGCCGAUCGACGGUUCCUUCUACUCGCCCAAUCACCACGGAAGCUGCAUCGGUAUUCAUUCCUGGCCAGAUAUACUGUCUACGAUAUACUUACGACAGAAUCGUAUCCUCUAACACCUCUACCAGAUGAAGUUGGUGGCAGUGUGAUCUCCGAGGGUCCCCUACUCAUCCUCGCAAUGUGGACCCCAAAGGGACACGGCCUGAUUACGGUCAAGGACUAUGAUAUCUAUUAUAGACCUGCCCCGCGCUCCUCAACGGGGUAUCGGGUAACAGAAACCGGUAUUCCAGGGACCAUACAUAAUGGAGUACCAGACUGGCUGUAUGAGGGUAAGAUAUUAAAUAAAGGCUUAUGA
Molecule: messenger RNA, 519 nt
Organism: Pieris macdunnoughi
Lineage: Eukaryota; Metazoa; Arthropoda; Insecta; Lepidoptera; Pieridae
Source: the annotation of a GenBank genome assembly